Messenger RNA from Oryza sativa Japonica Group (Japanese rice), 1957 nucleotides. Lineage: Eukaryota; Viridiplantae; Streptophyta; Magnoliopsida; Poales; Poaceae. The record is from RefSeq and is a predicted model, not a curated record.
CAAACGCCUCUGAUUGCGGAGAUCAGACGAUGGCGGCCUCCAACACCAGCAAGAAGGGCGGCGGCGGCGACGGCGGCGGUGGCGGAGGCCCGGCGAUCGGCAUCGACCUCGGGACGACCUACUCGUGCGCGGCGGUGAGGCGGCACAACCGCAGCGAGGUCAUCACCAACGACCAGGGCAACCGCAUCACCCCCUCCUGCGUCGCCUUCACCGCCGACGACAGGUUCGUCGGCGACGCCGCCGAGAAUCAGGCCGCCCUCAACCCCACCAACACCAUCUUCGAAGCGAAGCGACUGAUUGGCCGCCGGUUCAGCAGCAAAUCUGUACAAGAGGACAUCAAGCUUUGGCCGUUCAAAGUCGUCGCUGGCCCUGACGACAGGCCGACGAUCGUGGUGCAGCAUGAGGGCAAGGAGAUGCAGUUUGUGCCCGAGGAGAUCUCCGCCAUGGUGCUCUCCAAGUUGAGGGACGCCGCCGUGGCCUACCUCGGCGAGCCGGUCACGGACGCCGUCAUCACCGUCCCCGUCUACUUCAACAACGCCCAGCGCGAGGCCACCCUCGACGCCGCCGCCAUCGCCGGCCUCAAUGUCAUGCGCAUCAUCAACGAGCCCUCCGCCGCCGCCAUCGCCUACGGCCUCGACAAGAUGCCGCCACCGCCGGCCAGCGGCGGCGGUGCAGCUGUGAGGACGGUGCUCAUCUUUGAUCUCGGUGGCGGAACCCUCGACGUCUCCCUCCUUAACAUUGGUCGUCCGGGCAACAACAGCAACAGCGGCGAUAAUGGCAGCAGCUUCGAGUUCGAGGUGAAGGCCGUCGCCGGCGACACUCACCUCGGCGGCGCCGACUUCGACAACGCGAUGGUGAACCACUGCAUCAACGAGUUCAUCCGGAAGCACGACGUGGCGGAAGAAGGCAUCAGGAGCAACCAGAAGGCGAUCCGGAGGCUGAGGUCGGCGUGCGAGAGAGCCAAGAGGUUGCUGUCCUUCACGGCGCAGACCAGCAUCGAGGUCGACUCGCUCCACGACGGCGUCGACUUCUGCGCCAAGAUGAGCCGGUCCCGGUUCGAGGAGCUCAACAAGGAGCUCUUCGGCAGGUGCGUCAAGGCCGUGGAGAAGUGCCUCGAGGACGCCAAGAUGGACAAGGGCGACGUGCACGACGUCGUGCUCGUGGGAGGCUCCAGCCGCAUCCCCAAGCUGCAGAGCAUGCUCCACGACUUCUUCCAGGAGAAGAAGCUCCGCCACAGCGUCAACCCCGACGAGGCCGUCGCGUACGGCGCCGCCAUCCAGGCCUCCAUCCUCAACGGCGACGCCGACGACGCCGACGACAAGAAGAAGGCGAUGAUCCUGCGCGACAUCACGCCCUUCUCGCUAGGUGUCGAGAUCUAUGAUGAAAAUGAUCAUACAAUGAGCGUCGUGAUCCCGAGGAACACCUUCAUUCCGGCCAAGAACACGCAGCGCUACACCACCCACCGCGACAUGCAGACCAGCGUGAGCAUCAAGGUGUUCGAGGGCGAGAGCGCGAGCACCAAGAACAACUACCUGCUCGGCGAGUUCGUUCUCUCCGGCAUCACCCCGGCGCCCGCCGGCGUAGCCCGUAUCGAUGAAACCUUAGAGAUUGAUGCCAACGGCGUCCUGCACGUGUCCGCGGAGGACAUGGGCACGGGGAGGAAGAACAGCAUCACCAUCACCAACCACAGUGGGCGGCUGAAGAAGGAGGACGUCGAGCGCAUGUCGCGGGAGGCCAGGAGCUACAACCGGAAGCGCAAGCGCACCAGAUCAUCGCUCCAGUAAGUGUAGUAAAAAAAUCAUGUCAUAUGUACUACCGUCUUGGUUUAAUUUUUGUUUGCAAAAUGCAUCCAUCCAUGCUUUGUGCUAAUUCUGUCACGGUAACUUUUGGUUUGGCAUGUAUGUACGUAUGCAUGUAUUUCUGCAGGAUAAAUUCUGGGAACCUGGUGAUCUUGGAG